Closterium sp. Naga37s-1 is the source of this 1162-nucleotide messenger RNA. The record is from the annotation of a GenBank genome assembly. Lineage: Eukaryota; Viridiplantae; Streptophyta; Zygnematophyceae; Desmidiales; Closteriaceae.
CCGUGCUGCUGGAGCUGGUGGUGCUACUGGCGCUGGAGGUCCUGCUGCUGCUGGAGCUACUGGGGGUUCUAGAGCCACUGGUCCCGGAGGUGCUCGUACUGGAGGUACUGGAGCUGCUAGGCCUGGUGGUGCUGCUGGAGCUGGAGCUGCUGGAGGUGCUGGAGCUGGCAGUGCUGCUGGAGCAGGUGGUGGUGGAGGUACUGGACCUGGCGCUACUGGAGCUGCUAGGGCUUCUGGUGGUCCUGCUGGAGCUGGAGCUGCUGGAGGUGCUAGAGCUAGAGGUGCUGCUGGAGCUGGUACUCCUGAGAGUGCUGGAGUUGGCGCUACUGGAGCUGCUAGAGGUGCUGCUGGAGCUGGUGGUGCUGCUGGAGUUGGAGCUGACGCUGGGGGUGCUGGUGCUGUCCCUGCUGGUUCUGGAGGCGCUGCGCGGCCGCGGCGGUACUUCCUCCGCUCCCUCAACAGGUUCUUGCCCGCCUCCCCACUGCCUGCUCCUUCUCCUUACACUGGUCCGACCGGAGGUCUUGCUGAGCGUCGUGAGCCUGCGUCUCGUCCUACGUCGCCUGUUCGUGCUGCUCGCACUAGUCGUCGUGGUUCAUGUCAGCGUCAUCCUCCUGUCCCUGACACGCACCAGAUGGCUCUGCGUCCUUCCACUGCUGCGCAGCGUGUCCCUCUGCCCUCUCCUCCUGCGUCCUCCCUUCCUGUCGGUCCGGACCCGGAGUCUCACUCCCUUCGUGCUGCUAGUCCUACUGUCACACGUCUCCUGGCUACUGUUGUCACUGACCCUUCCUUUGAGUCUACUGCUGCGCCUGCUCUUGUUGCUGAGCUUAUCGACUUUGCUUCUCGCUGUCAUCUAGACUACGCCGCUAGUCUUGUUGCUGAGUCUGAGUCUGUCUGUCCUCCGUCCGUCGGGGGUGAGUGUGCUCUAAGCACGGACGUCCUUGAGGACAGGCAGGAGGAGUUCCAGUGUUUUGCUGUUGCUUUACCUCAUCUCGUGUCCAUGCUUCUUGCCCCUAAGGGAGACCUGGAUGCACCAGACAUCUCGACCCCGCGCUCUUACGCAGAGGCGAUAGAGGGUCCCUACUCCUCUCAGUGGCAGACAGCCAUGGACGCAGAGAUGGCUUCCUGGAAGUCCACAGGCACCUACGUCGACGAGGUUCCCUAG